AUGCGUACUUACGACGACGCCUUCAGCGGCCAGAAGAUCUACCCUGGCAAGGGCAAGCUGUUCGUCCGUGGCGACAGCAAGAUCUUCCGCUUCCAGCGUGGAAAGUCCGAGUCCCUUUUCCUUCAGCGCAAGAACCCCCGCCGCAUCGCAUGGACUGUUCUCUUCCGUCGCCAGCACCGCAAGGGUAUCUCUGAGGAGGUCGCCAAGAAGCGCACCCGCCGUGUUGUCAAGAACCAGCGUGCCAUCGUUGGUGCUUCCCUCGAUGUGAUCAAGGAGCGCCGCUCCCAGCGCCCCGAGGCUCGUGAGGCUGCUCGCAAGCAGGCCAUCAAGGACGCCAAGGAGAAGAAGGCUGCUUCCGCCAGCGCCAAGAAGGCCGAGAAGGCCAAGCUCGCCGCCUCCAAGGGCGGUGCCCAGCGCAUUCAGAGCAAGCAGGGUGCUAAGGGCUCUGCUCCCAAGGUCGCCGCCAAGUCCCGCUAA
Messenger RNA from Penicillium digitatum Pd1, 477 nucleotides. RefSeq names its product 60S ribosomal protein eL24. Gene Ontology annotation, molecular function: mRNA binding; structural constituent of ribosome. Gene Ontology annotation, cellular component: cytosolic large ribosomal subunit. The record is from RefSeq and is a predicted model, not a curated record. Gene Ontology annotation, biological process: cytoplasmic translation. NCBI's taxonomy places the organism in Eukaryota, Fungi, Ascomycota, Eurotiomycetes, Eurotiales, Aspergillaceae.